GGGGGCGGGGCGCGGCGCCGGGUGUCUCCGGCGGCGGGGCGGCCCCGGUGUUCAGAGCCGGGCGGCGCGGCUGCACGGUGCCGGGCUCUGCUGUCGGGCGCAGCGCCGGCCCGGCCCCAUGCCGAGCGCCGUUGCCGUUGAGUCCCGCCAUGGGCGGAUGUGUGGGGCGGCAGCGUCGGGAGCGGCCCGCCGCCGGGAACCCCCGCAAGCGAGCAGGCCGCAAUGAGCCCCUGAAGAAGGAGCGUCCCAAGUGGAAGAGUGACUACCCCAUGACGGACGGGCAGCUGCGCAGCAAGCGGGACGAGUUUUGGGACACAGCACCUGCCUUCGAGGGUCGUAAGGAGAUUUGGGAUGCCCUGAAGGCAGCUGCCUACGCUGUGGAGGUCAACGACCACAGCCUGGCCCAGGCCAUCCUUGAUGGAGCUAGCAUCACCCUGCCCCACGGGUCUCUGACGGAGUGCUACGAUGAGCUGGGCAAUCGGUACCAGCUGCCUGUCUACUGCCUGGCACCUCCCAUCAACCUGAUCCUGGAGCGGAGCGAGGAGGAGGUGGCAGAGCCAGCUGAGCCCCUGCCCAACACUCGACGGGAGUUCGCCCUCAAGGUGCGUCUCUCCACCGGCAAGGACCUGCGGCUGAGCGCCAGCAUGAGUGACACCAUCGGGCAGCUAAAAAAGCAACUCCAGGCACAGGAGGGCAUCAACGUGGCCUGGCAGCGCUGGUUCUUCUCGGGCAAACUGCUCACUGACCGCACACGGCUGCAGGAGACCAAGAUCCAGAAGGAUUAUGUUGUGCAAGUGAUCGUCAACCAGCCUGUGCAACCGAGGAACUGACUCCCUGCACCGGCUGCUGGGAGAGGGCAGGGGGCUGGAGGGCAGAGCAGCACUUCCAGAGAUGCCCUGUGCUGUGUCCCAGCCCUGCCAGAGCGGGGACAGCCGCUGCUUCCCCACAGGCUGCCAUCCACUCAGGUGACUCCCCAAGAAGGGCUGCAUGGGACUGUGCUGCCAUGGUGGGCCCUCUGGGCCGGGGACAUGGGCACACACCACAUUUGCUGCAGGAAGUUUGAGACCAAAUGUCUCUGGGGGUGUCGGUAUGGCCAGGGACCUGCUGCUGGGCUGUGCUGUUGGGAAAACAGAGGCCAUGACCUGCUGGGCUUUGGCUCCCCCUGGCCAGGAGGCCCUGGGGUGCUGGGCUGGGUGGAGAUGUCUCCCCUCUGUAUAUAGUCUGUAUUUAUCAAUAAAGCCUCUCCAUCCUUCCUCUGA
Columba livia (rock pigeon) is the source of this 1259-nucleotide messenger RNA. It is a transcript of the gene UBTD1, whose product is annotated as ubiquitin domain containing 1. The transcript has 3 exons. NCBI's taxonomy places the organism in Eukaryota, Metazoa, Chordata, Aves, Columbiformes, Columbidae. The record is from RefSeq and is a predicted model, not a curated record. Gene Ontology annotation, molecular function: protein binding. The coding region runs from base 150 to 830 and encodes 226 amino acids.